Carlito syrichta (Philippine tarsier) is the source of this 2954-nucleotide messenger RNA. It is a transcript of the gene UNC5C, whose product is annotated as unc-5 netrin receptor C. The annotation marks the transcript as partial. Lineage: Eukaryota; Metazoa; Chordata; Mammalia; Primates; Tarsiidae. The transcript has 13 exons. Gene Ontology annotation, cellular component: membrane. The record is from RefSeq and is a predicted model, not a curated record. Gene Ontology annotation, molecular function: protein binding; netrin receptor activity. Gene Ontology annotation, biological process: netrin-activated signaling pathway.
GUGGAAUGGUUGAAAAAUGAAGACACAAUUGAUCCUGUUGAAGAUCGGAAUUUUUAUAUUACAAUUGAUCACAACCUCAUCAUAAAGCAGGCACGCCUCUCUGAUACUGCAAAUUAUACCUGUGUUGCCAAAAACAUUGUUGCCAGGAGGAAAAGCACAACUGCCACUGUCAUAGUCUAUGUGAAUGGUGGCUGGUCCACCUGGACAGAGUGGUCUGUGUGUAAUAGCCGCUGUGGACGAGGCUACCAGAAACGUACUAGGACUUGCACCAACCCAGCACCACUCAAUGGCGGUGCCUUCUGCGAAGGGCAGAGUGUGCAGAAAAUAGCCUGUACUACAUUGUGCCCAGUGGACGGCAGGUGGACCUCAUGGAGCAAGUGGUCUACUUGUGGGACCGAGUGCACCCAUUGGCGCAGGAGAGAGUGCACGGCGCCAGCUCCGAAGAACGGAGGCAAGGACUGCGAUGGCCUCGUUUUGCAAUCCAAGAACUGCACUGAUGGACUUUGCAUGCAGAGUUUCAUUUAUCCUAUUUCAACUGAACAGAGAACCCAGAAUGAAUAUGGAUUUUCUUCUGCUCCUGAUUCAGAUGACGUUGCUCUCUAUGUUGGGAUUGUGAUCGCAGUGAUUGUUUGCCUGGCGAUCUCCGUAGUUGUGGCCCUGUUUGUUUAUCGUAAGAAUCACCGUGACUUUGAGUCUGAUAUUAUUGACUCUUCAGCACUCAAUGGGGGCUUUCAGCCCGUGAACAUCAAGGCAGCAAGACAAGAUCGUCUGGUGGUACCCCCAGAUCUCACAUCAGCUGCAGCCAUGUACAGAGGCCCUGUCUACGCCCUGCAUGACGUCUCAGAUAAAAUCCCAAUGACCAACUCUCCAAUUCUGGAUCCACUGCCCAACCUGAAAAUCAAGGUGUAUAAUACCUCAGGCGCUGUCACCCCCCAAGAUGACCUCUCUGAAUUCACAUCCAAGCUGUCCCCUCAGAUGACCCAGUCCUUGCUGGAGAAUGAAGCUCUCAACCUGAAGAAUCAGAGUCUGGCCAGGCAGACUGAUCCAUCCUGUACUGCAUUUGGCACCUUCAACUCCCUUGGGGGCCACCUUAUUGUUCCCAAUUCAGGAGUGAGUUUGCUGAUUCCUGCUGGGGCCAUUCCCCAAGGGAGAGUCUACGAAAUGUAUGUGACUGUACACAGGAAAGAAAAUAUGAGGCCACCCAUGGAAGACUCUCAAACACUCUUGACUCCGGUGGUAAGCUGUGGGCCCCCAGGAGCUCUGCUGACCCGUCCUGUCAUUCUCACCAUGCAUCACUGUGCAGAUCCCAAUACUGAGGACUGGAAAAUCCUGCUCAAGAACCAGACAGCACAGGGACAGUGGGAGGACGUGGUGGUGGUCGGAGAAGAAAACUUCACAACCCCCUGCUACAUUCAGCUGGAUGCAGAGGCCUGCCACAUCCUCACAGAGAACCUUAGCACCUACACCCUGGUCGGGCAUUCCGUCUCUAAGGCGGCCGCGAAACGUCUGAAACUAGCCAUCUUUGGGCCCCUCUGUUGUUCCUCCCUGGAGUACAGCAUCCGAGUCUACUGUCUGGAUGACACCCAGGAUGCCCUGAAGGAAGUUUUACAUCUUGAGAAACAGAUGGGAGGACAACUUCUGGAAGAACCUAAGGCUCUUCAUUUUAAAGGCAGUACCCACAACCUGCGUCUGUCAAUUCAUGACGUCAUCCAUUCUCUCUGGAAGAGCAAAUUGCUGGCUAAAUAUCAGGAAAUUCCUUUUUACCAUAUCUGGAGUGGCUCUCAAAGAAACCUGCACUGCACCUUCACUCUGGAAAGAUUUAGCCUAAACACAGUGGAGCUGGUUUGCAAGCUCUGUGUACGGCAGGUGGAAGGAGAGGGGCAGAUCUUCCAGCUAAACUGCACCGUGUUGGAGGAACCUACUGGCAUUGAUUUGCCGCUGCUGGAUCCCGCGAGCACCAUCACCACUGUCACAGGGCCCAGUGCUUUCAGCAUCCCCCUCCCCAUCCGGCAGAAGCUCUGUAGCAGCCUGGAUGCCCCACAGACAAGAGGCCAUGACUGGAGGAUGCUGGCCCAUAAGCUAAACCUGGACAGGUACUUGAACUACUUUGCCACAAAAUCCAGCCCAACUGGUGUCAUUCUGGAUCUCUGGGAAGCACAGAACUUCCCGGAUGGAAACCUGAGCAUGCUGGCAGCUGUUCUGGAAGAAAUGGGAAGACAUGAAACAGUAGUCUCUUUGGCAGCAGAAGGGCAGUACUGACCGUGCUGGAACUGGAGAUGAAGGACGAAAACGAACAGGGAGUCUGUGACCGUCCAGGGGAGUCACAGCUGAGGAGGAAAUCCAGACUAGACCCAUGAGCUCCACAGGCAAAAUGGCAGCAGGAGACAGAAGGAAAACAGAGACAACUACCGAUAUACAUGCCCGCUGUACUCAGACAUCAUCACAGGAGUCAAGAAAAAUCAUGUAAAUUUAUACCUUGAAUUUAGAUAUCAACCUAAUUUUCCUCUUAGUUGGGCUGUAUGCUGUGUGGUACAGGAUCUUACAGUUUCCUAGGAAACGCUUUUUAUUGCUAUCCAGAUACAUGGAUAAACUUUCUUAACAAACCCAAUUUCUACAAAUGUUGUUUACAUCAAAUUGGACAGGGAUGCAGACACUGUCCAUGGCUUGUUCUAUUUUUGUUCAGAUCAUUUGAAGUUGAAGCUGUGGACGGCUUGUUGUGUCUAUUUCAGAUUAGUAAUUUAGAGAGAAAUCACAGACUUUUGCUACAAAUCGUGUGCAUCAAGUGUCUCAAAUAAUUCUGCCAUCAGUGUUUUGUUUCUAGAACUUGUAAGAACCAGUGUUACUGUCCAUAUCAGGGAAGUGGAGAAUCUAAGUGUAAAAAAGAAAUAACGAAGACUCCUCCUCCUUGGAGGGACCCUGCUGGUGCCCUUUGGGAAUAAAACUGAAGCAUUGCA